Molecule: messenger RNA, 1026 nt
Organism: Trypanosoma rangeli
Lineage: Eukaryota; Euglenozoa; Kinetoplastea; Trypanosomatida; Trypanosomatidae
Exons: 1
Coding region: 1-1026 (341 amino acids)
Biological process (GO): regulation of transcription by RNA polymerase II
Cellular component (GO): chromosome
Molecular function (GO): chromatin insulator sequence binding
Source: RefSeq, a predicted model, not a curated record
AUGGGCGGCAGUGACGAGGCGGCCGCUGUGUCCUGCUCCCCGUUGCCCCCUGCGAAGCGGCGACGCGGUGACCGGGUUGUCUCGCUGCAGUGCCCGUACUGCCCUCGCGUCGUGACCGGCGACCCAAGCAGGAGCAUCCGCACCAACUACAACCGCCACCUCCUCACGCACACGAAGGAGCGGCCGUACCAGUGCGAGUUCUGCCUCGCGCAGUUCACAACGAGCACCAAUAGACGCCGGCACGUGCUGCGGCUUCACCCGGAGUUGCUUGCGACAUGGUCUACCGCAUCCGCUGCGGCAUCCUCUCUGCCGGAGAGACAUGUGGAGGGGGGUGACGAGAAUGCCAAGGCGGAUGCUGAUGCCGCCGCCGCAGUUGAGGCGGGAGCCGCGUCGGAAGCAGUGGGCUUUGCCUGCCGCUUCUGCGGCACGGAGUUUACGUGCAAGGGGUCACGAACAUUGCACGAGCGUCGUUGUCCUGUAAGGCCGCAUCCACCGCGGGUAUUUGCCACGACUUCGUCCCUGACAACUUCGGGAUCUAAUUUAGCAGCCCCUGCCACAGAGCAGACGGGCGAGCUGGCCGACACAAUCUUCCUCUGCCCCAACUGCGAACAGGAGCUAUCCAGCCGACAGCAAGUUAAACGCCACUUGCGGUGCUACUGCCCCUUUCGUGACGACGCGUUUGCAUCCUACAGUGACAACGGCGACGGGCAGGAGGGGGUCCAGCUUGGACGGCGAUCAAGAACCAAACGUAGCCGUCGCAUACUUAUGAAACGCGGCGCCAGCUCCGCGGAGCAUUCGAGUGGACGACCGCGACACGACGAGGUGAAUGCAGUCACCUUGGCGGGGGCGCCUCCAAGUACGCUCCGAGCAGUGGAAGCGGUGCCGUCAGUCACCCAUGGACACUUGCAGACUGUCACGACAGUCAUUUGCCCAUACGAUGGCUGCUUGUCCACCUUCGCCUCUCGCACACGGUGGCUGGCGCACGUCGCACGCCGUCACCCACGUGAACUCGUGCAGGAAAUGUGA